GAAUGGUUGUCUGUGUCUAUGUGUCAGCCCUGUGAUGACCUGGCGACUUGUCCAGGGUGUACCCCGCCUUUCGCCCGUAGUCAGCUGGGAUAUGCUCCAGCUUGCCUGCGACCCUGUAGAAGGAUAAAGCGGCUAGAGAUAAUGAGAUGAGAUGAGAUUUUGCACGAUUACACGAAUAAUUUGUUUGCCAGUCUAAAAAAAUUGACUUUUUUGUAUUUUGAUUUGUCGUUUUUGUUUGAUAUUUCAAAAGUAUUGUAUGAACAUUUUGGCACAAAAUUGGUUCAGCUCAGUGGUAGCCACGCUCCCUACCAGUUGGUGGCGGUAAUGCACCAAUUUGCAGUUUGUCAACCGCCAAACAAACUAAAGAAGAAGCAGCAUUAUUUUUAAGUUGUUUUGUUUUUGCACGUGAUGGAAGUUUUCUCCAGACUAUAAUAUUUACAGCUGUAACUCACUGCUGCUUAUGAAAGCGGAGCGUUUACAAGAUGGCGAGUUCAAGUGGACCCGCGGAGAAAGAAAAUUCUGUUGUUUCUUUACAGAAAUAUCCUUUUUCACGGCGAACACUGGAAGAAAAAAAGAGAGUAAAGGAGCUCGGACCGGACCGGCCCGAUUUAAGCAUUAAGCAGCAGGCAGGUGACCGGGGCCGGGUUUACACUCGGGGCUUCUCUCGCUCCUGUUAUGAUAAACGGAGCUGGCUUGCUGGAUGCGGUGUGAGUAAUGCCUUUUAUUGCUUUCCCUGUUUGCUCUUUCAAAGUGUCGGCACCGAAAGUUUAUGGACAACGGCUGGGGUCCAGGACCUGAAACACCUUUCUGAGAAGUGCACACGCCAUGAAAGUAGCCGCAGCCAUCUCGAUAACUGUCUAAAGCUCAGUUUCUUUGGCAGGCUUGGCAUCGCUGAGCAGUUGGAUGACGGCUACAGGAUGUGCAUUAGAAGGCACAAUGAAGAGGUGACGAAAAAUCGGCACAUCCUGUCCAGGAUUAUUGAUUGUGUGAAAUUUUGUGGAGCCUUUGAGCUUCCCUUACGUGGCUCAGAGACCUCUGAUAAUCCUGGGAUAUUCCAUGGGCUGGUUAAUUUUGUUGCUUCCCUUGAUGGAGUUUUGAGGGAACACCUUGAGAACGCCACUGUAUUCAAUGGAACAUCAAAAGCUGUGCAGAAUGAGCUACUGGACUCUAUGCUGGCUGUUGUAAAGGAACACAUCAUCAAAGAAGCCCAAAGCUGUGACUUUUUAUCAAUACAGGCGGAUGAGAUCAUGGAUAUCGCCACACAGUCCCAACUUGUGCUCGUCCUGCGCUAUAUCGAUGCCAAAAACAAUGUCCAGGAGAGAUUUUUUGAGUUCGUUCCUCUGCUGGCCGCCACAGCUGAAUCCGUAGGUAUGGUACUGAAAGACCGGCUUGCUGCCAUCCUUCCUAAGGAUCAGAAAAGUAAGCUCAUCUGCCAGGCAUACGAUGGCUCCAGUGUGAUGAGGGGCACCGCUGGAGGUGUCCAGAGGAAAAUCCAAGACGUGUACCCGAAUGCUCACUACAUCCACUCCUACGCACAUCAGCUCAGCUUAAUAAUGCAGCAGGCCACCUGUCACAUAUCCAAAGUGAGAAAUUUUUUUUCUGACCUUGGUGGAUUUGCCAGCUUUUUUUCAAGAUCACCCAAGCGGAUAGGCGUGCUUGAUAAAGUAGCGGCCCGUAGAUUGCCGACAUCUGGCAACAUCAGAUGGAACUUUCACAGCCAUGCCAUUAAAACUGUCUUUGAGCACAGAGACGACCUCAGUCAGUGUUUUGAGAGCAUACGAUACUCCGGUGACUUUGACCCUAGUACUGUCAGAGAGGCAGGAGCUUUGGCUAUGCUUCUGGAAAAUCAGGAUUUUAAGUUUUUUUUACAACUUUUUCACCAAAUUAUGCCACAUGUGGACCUCCUGUAUGCCAGGCUCCAGAAGAAGGACAUAGAUUCUGCCCACAUCAAUGUGUGCAUUCAGUAUUUCCAACAGGACAUACAAAACAUCAGGGAUUCUCUCCAUUCCAUUCUUGAGCAAAAUGGUGGCUCUCGACCAACAAAGAAGCUUCGGGGACUCAAUCCAAGGGACCAUGAAAGGAUUGCAGCAGAGGUUUGUGAUACCAUACUGGGACACACCAGGGAACGCUUCUCCUUCAUCGCCCACCUUGUCAGUGCCACCUUGCUGCAAGGAGACAGGUUUGAACAGUACAAGGUGAUGUUUCCUGAAGAUGCACUGAGCAGCACGUUGAAAGCCUACCCAAUGCUCAAUGGAAGCAGGCUGAAGACAGAGCUUCGUCUCAUCUACAGCAAGGAAGAGUUUAAAGACUGUUCUGGUGCUGUGAACCUUUUCCAGUUGUUUAUGGAGAACAACCUUGGAGAAGUCUUUUCAGAGACUGUUGCUCUCCUAAAGAUCCUCAUCACCACACCCAUGAUCACAGCAGAAGCUCAGAGGUGCUUCUCAACCUUGAAAAGGAUUAAAACUUUUCUCAGAAACACCAUGACCCAGGAGAGACUGAAUGCAUUGGCCAUGCUAUCGAUGGAAAAGAGACUGGUGACUGAGAUGAUGGACUUUAACCAGAAAGUCAUUGAGAAGUUUGCAAGCCAGAAGGAAAGGAGGGCAAAAUUUAUGUUCAAAUAGUGUUUUUAUUUUUAAACCGAAAUAUUGGCAGCUUCUGUGUACUCGCUCUGAUCAGUAAGCAGUACUCAAGCAAGAAUUUACUUGGACGAUGUUCUCAACAUUUCACUCUGUUACUUUAAAGGGGAACUGAAGGCAAAUUUUUUAUUAUCAAAAUUCUAUUUAUCUCAUUUUAUUAAAUAUAGGAAUGCAUUUUUGAUAGCUAUUUUGUCACUGCUAUCGCAAGUUAUGAGUGUUUGAAAAAUGCUAUGUAAUAUAUCAGUCCAUAUGUCAAAAUCUCGUAAACGAGAUUUGUCGAGACCUGUGCGAGACAUCGUAGGACGGAAGUAAAACGUACAGCGGAAAUAAAAGUGACCGACAUCUGCCAGCAUUCCCUGUGUCCGAAAUCACUCACUCAUUCACGACUCCCUAUAUAAGGAAUUAUGACAUAGAGGACUAUAUAGUGAGCUCAUUGGUAAAAUGAAAAAACGCUUUCGGACACUACUCUGUCACGCUGAUAUUUACGUCAUUACUGUCGCACAAUUAAAACAUGCCAGAUCAGUCAGCUGGUGGCUUUUCAAAAUAAUAAAUACAUGCAUGUGUUUUUGUGAUAAAUCCAUAUUAUACUGAGCGUAUUUCCCACAUUAAUAAAUACAAAGUACCUGCAUCUUUCAGUUCUUUUAAAUCAAGGCUGAAUACUUUCUUCUUUGCUGCUGCCUUUUAUUAAAUCAAAUUUGAGACUUUUAAAUUGAUUUUUCAGCGCUACUGCAGUGCAUUAUGGGAUAUAUUGCUUUGGUUAGUGACCAUCGUUGUACACUGCUUUUCGUGAUGCAUUGGGGGGUACUUUGAGUGCACUAUAUAGGGUGUAAAUAAUCCUCACUAAGGUUUCGGACAGCACUACAAAAUGGCGGCCUCACUAUAUAGUGAGUAGGGAAUGAUUUCAGACGCGGGUUGUCAAAAGACGCGCGCGCCCUCUUUCGAAUGCUGAUGUAAUCAAGCAGGCAGUUUUUUGUUUUGAUAGCAAUCAGGAAAGUUUGGGGGGAACAAAAGUAGGCAGUAUUCGUCAUUUAAACUCGUUUUUGUGCAAUAUUUCGUUUGGAAAACAGUUUUCAAAAUGGCGGCACUGAUACCUGGCUGACGCUUCAUGUUUCGAAGUCUCGCACAAGUCUCGUGAAGAUCGCGCGGAUAAGCGACGCCUGCCGUGGACCAAAAGAACUACGUUCAACAUGGCUAAAAACCAAAUAGGCUGAUAAGUAUAAUAUUUAAUCCCAAUUAGUUGCCACAAUACAAGGUUACUAAAACCGAAAACUUAAUUGAAUAACACGUUAAUUAAGAAAUGAAGCAAGUUUAAAAAUGACUUCAAUUCUCCUUUAAUGUGUGCUGGACGUCUUUCACACUGUUAGCUGUUUGUUGGCUGUAGAAUGGGACUCCAUGCAUUAUGUAAGCUGCUGCUGCUGCAGUGUUUCUGGACAGUGCUUGGGCAACGUUAGUGUCUUGUUUUCUGAUUGAUUUGAAGGUGUACUGUAUAAUGCAGGACCUUUUUAAUAAACAGUGGUUUUGUA
Neoarius graeffei (lesser salmon catfish) is the source of this 4159-nucleotide messenger RNA. Its product is annotated as zinc finger MYM-type protein 1-like. Lineage: Eukaryota; Metazoa; Chordata; Actinopteri; Siluriformes; Ariidae. The transcript has 3 exons. Bases 483 to 2621 code for a protein of 712 amino acids. The record is from RefSeq and is a predicted model, not a curated record. Gene Ontology annotation, molecular function: protein dimerization activity.